Molecule: messenger RNA, 573 nt
Organism: Eruca vesicaria subsp. sativa (arugula)
Lineage: Eukaryota; Viridiplantae; Streptophyta; Magnoliopsida; Brassicales; Brassicaceae
Source: the annotation of a GenBank genome assembly
AUGGGUAUCAUAGUUCCAGUUUUGACUCUUGUUUUCCUCUUACUCACCACAGUGAGCCAUGCUGCCUCCAAACCGAGGAUGAUUCUGGUCGGCGGAUCUGCACAGGCAUGGAAGGUUCCAGAUUCUUCCACCAACACUCUCAAUCAAUGGGCUGAGAACAAUCGUUUCAAAGUCGGAGACAUUCUCGUGUGGAAGUACGACGGGAAAGUUGAUUCUGUGUUAAAAGUGACAAAAGAAGAUUAUGAUACUUGUAACACAGCAAAUCCCUUGAAGCAAUUCAAUGAUGGAGACACAGAGAUCGAGUUAGAAAAUUCAGGAGCUCACUUCUUCAUCAGUGGUGCUCCUGAUCACUGCGCUAAAGGCGAAAAGAUUCAUAUUGUUGUAUUGGCUGAACGCAACCCUGGUGGUGGUGGUAGCCGUGACGGCGGAGACGGUGGCAGUCCCAUGGUUACUCCUGUUAGUCCUCAGGCUAAAACUCCAGCUUCAGCUCCAGCCCAUAACGCUGCGGUUGGAUUAAAUGUUGGAAGCGGUUUGUUCUUGACCGCGGUUGCGAUUGGUUUGGCUAUGGCUUAG